AUGGACUCCAAGUCUACAUCUCACAAGUCCUCCUCUCCCGUAGACUCAGGAAGUCGACGAUCAUCUGGCCGCGUAAGAAAACCGACUGCCAAAGCUCAGGCGCUUGACGGCGGCAAACCCUACUCUCCGCCACUGUCAGAUACGAUCGUGGUCAGCUCACCAUCGCCUCCCAAAAAUCGUUCUCGUCGCAAGGAUUCUUCAACCACGCCAGCUCCUACCAUCGAAAGCUCCCAGGAAGCUUCAGUGGGACCUCACAUCCCAGAGACCCCAGCAACCAUUCAAGUCAAUAACAUCACUCCACCGCCCAAAACCGAGGAGGUCAACGAUGAGGCUGAAACUCGAGCUACUGAAUCCCCACCGCGCAGAGUAUCUCAACGUGAGAGAAAACCUACUGCCAAAGCAUUGUUGACCUCUCCGACUGCCCAGAAACGUCCACUGGGUGCUAUCGAUGCCCAGGAUGCUCCUGUCCGCAAGUCUGCUAGGAUUUCCUACGGCGGCGCCAGAGUCCCUUCCAAGCUCCGCUACUCGGUCUCGUCUACACAUGACGAGCCGGAUGAAGCUGACCAAGCCGUGACUGCGCAGACUCCACCUGACAAGAAAUCCAAAGUGGUCGUGUUGAAGACGACGCCUACGAAAGAAGAUGAUGCGAGAGAUGCAGAGAUUCCAGAGACGCCAAUCAAUAACUCGAAAGUGGUUGUACUCAAGUCUAAGAGGUUCUCCGAGAUUGUCGACCCAGCGAGCCAACACGACGAAGUGGGUGCUAAGAAGCCGCCCAGAAAGAAAGCGAAGCGCCAGCCUAAGGCAGAUCAGACUAUUACCGUACCAACUAUCGUCGCACCUGAGGAGCCCAAAGCUCCAGCUCCAGCUACAGCUCCAGCUCGAGCUCAAUCUUACGCACAAGCACCAUGCAACCUCUCUUGCCUUCCUCCAUGGUCCAGAAUCGUGGCCUUUGCCGAGAUUGUCAAGCAAAUGCCCGAUACAGAUGACGCAGAUGAAGAAUUCGUCCCUGGUGGUCCACAAGACUGGCGUGCUUACGCAAACCAAUUCUGUCAAUGCAUGCCCAUCCCGCCGCUGCCCACCCAUGAAACAAGCCCUACCGAACUCGCAUGGGCGCUUCAGCCAAACACGGUUUUCCAAGGCACCGAGAUCGAUCCGAUUGAUUUGACCGAACCGGCCGCCGUCGCCGAGUCUGAACUGCUGUCACAGCCCGUCAAUACUAUUCUUCGCGCCACGGACGCCGAGAGACUGUCGCAGCUUUUUGCAAGUCCGAACAACAUGGAUGCAGUUCAGAGAACAAGACGAUAUACCACUCCGGCAGCAGGAAGUCUACUGAACUCGAACGUCACGGGUAAUCUACACCAUGCAAAUGAAUUGGCGACUCCGCUCACCAACGGAUCCAUGCAGCGUCGGGUGUCUUUCGUGGAGAAUGGAAAUGUCACGUUCGUGCAGCCAGCGCCGUCCUCUGAACCGACCCGAAAGAGAACCUACGAACAUCGCCUUCGUGACGACCACAUGGUAUUGUCCCAGAUCCGCAAACGAGCAUCCGCAGUGGGAAUCCAAUGGAGUUUCAACAUGACAUUCGACGACAUCCAGGCCUUGUUGGCGGAAGUCGAGGACCGUCAAGAAGGAGAUGAAUGGUAUUAUCAUCAAGAGGGUGUUGGACCGGAUCAUGGCAUGCCGGGCCAUAGCUAUCAGAUCUCAGACGAGAAUGGUGCUUCUCCUCGAGGGUUCGGUGUGCUGUAUCCCACUCGACGAGCCUCAUCGAUCGUUUCGCAACCACAAUACACUCAGCCAUUCCAGCAACCACGUGAGAACUCACCAUAUCAGCCACUGUACGCUCAGCGUCAACAGUCGCUACCACCUCAGAAACAGAAUCAAUCCGAGAACACCGGUCGAAAACGACAACAAAAGGACACAUGGAUCAAUUAUUCCCCAGUGAACAGAACGCCGCCGGAGCUGCUCUCGCAGAGACUAGCGAGUCCAACCACUACCUCCUCCGUGACUUUCGUCGACGACUAUGAUCCGGUUACAUCUACGUCCAACUCGACCUUGGAGGCACGACGGCUAUCUUCUCCAAGUCGCUUGAAGAGUUCCCGCUUUCGAGUCGAUCCCCGCGGUUUGCUGGGCGAGUCGCCGGGACCGGGAACGAUCAUCAAUAUCGACAAGAGAAAGACCAGCGGUCGUCGUGAUAGUGGUGCCAGUGCCGGUACGGGGAGCGGAAGUGGUCGACCAGUGAGAAGAUCGCGUAGCCGCAAGGACUGA
Messenger RNA from Capronia coronata CBS 617.96, 2262 nucleotides. RefSeq lists its product as uncharacterized. The record is from RefSeq and is a predicted model, not a curated record. The coding region runs from base 1 to 2262 and encodes 753 amino acids. Lineage: Eukaryota; Fungi; Ascomycota; Eurotiomycetes; Chaetothyriales; Herpotrichiellaceae. The transcript has a single exon.